Colius striatus (speckled mousebird) is the source of this 6350-nucleotide messenger RNA. It is a transcript of the gene FECH, whose product is annotated as ferrochelatase. Gene Ontology annotation, molecular function: protoporphyrin ferrochelatase activity. Gene Ontology annotation, biological process: heme biosynthetic process. The coding region runs from base 42 to 1277 and encodes 411 amino acids. The record is from RefSeq and is a predicted model, not a curated record. NCBI's taxonomy places the organism in Eukaryota, Metazoa, Chordata, Aves, Coliiformes, Coliidae. The transcript is spliced from 11 exons.
GCGGCUGAGGCUGAGGGGCGGCGGCGGGGCUGUCUGAGGGAAUGCAGGCGGCCGCCGCCAAGAUGGCCGCCGCCGGACGGGCGGCGCGUCACCUUGUGAAAAGCAGCAGCCAGCUGAGGGUCCCGGUACGAUGGAGAGGUCAGGCAACUGCAGCUGCGGUGACAGAGAGCACAAAGCCUCAAAUCCAGCCAGAAGCACGGAAACCUAAAACAGGAAUCUUAAUGUUGAACAUGGGAGGUCCAGAGCGACUGGAUGAUGUGCACGAUUUCCUGCUUCGCCUCUUUCUGGACAGAGAUCUGAUGACGCUUCCAGCUCAAAACAAACUGGCGCCAUUCAUCGCCAGGCGCCGCACGCCCAAGAUCCAGGAGCAGUACAGCCGGAUCGGCGGCGGGUCGCCCAUCAAGAAGUGGACAGCGGUGCAGGGGGAAGGCAUGGUGAAACUGCUGGACAGCAUGUCUCCACGGACAGCACCUCACAAGUACUACAUUGGCUUCCGCUACGUCCAUCCCCUGACAGAGGAGGCGAUUGAGGAGAUGGAGAAGGACGGCAUCGAGAGGGCCAUCGCCUUCACACAGUACCCACAGUACAGCUGCUCCACCACAGGAAGCAGUUUAAAUGCCAUCUAUCGCUACUACAGUGAGAAGGGGAAGAAGCCGAAGAUGAAGUGGAGCAUAAUCGACCGAUGGCCCACACAUCCCCUUCUGAUUCAGUGCUUCACCGAUCACAUACAGAAGGAGCUGAACCUGUUUCCACCUGACAAAAGGAAAGAUGUCGUCAUCCUCUUCUCGGCUCACUCGCUGCCCAUGUCUGUCGUGAACCGUGGUGAUCCGUAUCCUCAAGAAGUGGGAGCUACUGUCCAGAGAGUCAUGGAGAAGCUGAACUACUCCAACCCCUACAGGCUUGUGUGGCAGUCCAAGGUUGGACCAAUGCCUUGGCUCGGCCCACAGACAGAUGAGACCAUCAAAGGACUCUGCCAAAGAGGGAAGAAGAACAUGUUGUUGGUCCCAAUAGCAUUUACCAGUGACCACAUUGAAACGCUUUACGAGCUGGACAUUGAGUAUGCCCAAGUCUUAGCCAAUGAGUGUGGAGUUGAAAAUAUCAGAAGAGCAGAGUCUCUGAACGGGAAUCCACUGUUCUCCAAGGCUCUGGCAGACCUGGUCUGUUCCCAUCUCCAGUCGGAUGAAGUCUGCUCACGGCAGUUAACCCUGUGCUGCCCGCUCUGCGUCAACCCAGUCUGCAGGGAGACAAAAGCCUUCUUCACCAACCAGGGGCUGUGAGGGAUGGGCAGGAGCCCCCCACACUGCACAGGGAGAUCCCUCUGGAGCAGCACAAAGCAGAGAAGCCCUCUGACCAGGCUCUCCCGUCAUGUGCCUGCAGGCUGGUAGUGGUGUUAACCUCACCUUGCCGUGAGGAAACUUGAUUUGUUUUGUUUUAUGUUUUUCUUAUGUUUUCUUUGUUUGAGAAGGGUUUGUAGAAGGCAGGGAAACAGGGGCAUUGGCCCUAUGAGAUGUGAAAGAACCUGGUGUCACCUGAUUCCAGGUGGACUUAGCAUCAGCCCAGGAGUAUGCACUGAAAAACAGACUUUUCUAUAAAUCAGCUUCUGUUUCCUAUGCAGGGAUUUGUUUGUAUGCAGGUUUGCUGUGAGUGCAUUCAUUUCAGCUUUCCAGGUCAUGCACACAGUUACUUGUUUUGCUUAUGCUUAAGGUGCAGUAUAACCAGCAUAGUCACAGGUUGCCUCUUCUGAGAGCAGUUUUUCAGGUGGGUUUAAAGAUCCAGUGGCUUCUGGUCCUUCUUAGGUAACAUGUUGGCUUUACUUUAGAAGGUAAAGAAAAGGCUUCGUUUGGGGUUCCUGGUUUUUAUCUGUUGUCUCCUGCCAGAAACUUCUGGUGAGAGCUUAUCUGGGAUAGUAGAACACACAAGAGUUGUUCACAGUUUCUAGAAGGAACCACUCUUGUGGUGUGGAGGAAAGGCCUCUGUGUUUGUGGAGCAUAAGGUGGAAGGAGGAGGCCUGCUUGGGGAAUGCUGGGGGACAUGCUCAGCUGAAACAAACACCUUAGUUUAUCUUUAAAGCAACGUGACUUUUGAAAGCUGUGCUUUAAAAAGGCUUUUUGUGUUUGGAAAGCUGCAUUUAGGAAGUCAGGCUCACUCCCCAGGGGGUUUACAGCUCUGCUUUGUGCUUUCUACUGUGCCAGGGUGCUGUGGUGUGUGUGGGAUCCCAGCUGAUCCAGCUUGAGGGCUGUUGUUAUUGACCACAGAGGUGGUCAGUCAGUUCUCAGUGACAGGGCAGAGGCCUGAGAGCAGGCAGCCCCUCAGGCUGGCAGCUGGGUGCUUGUGCAAAGCCCAGCUGGGUCUGUGAGGUGUUGGGCACAGCCCCAGUGCCUCCCAGUCACCCCCAGUGCUCCUGCCCCAGGCCAAGGCCUUUCUGGGCAGGGUGUUGGGUGCACUCCCAAGCACUGCUGGUGGUGUGGGGUGGGAAAGCUUUUUGGGGCAGUAUUCCCUGCCUGCCAGCACCGGGCCCGGUGUCCAGGUUAGUGCUGGGAUCAGAGGGAGUUUUGGCAUGCAGUGAGGACACAGCGCGCGUGGGCUGGGCACCUACAGGGCUUCAGGGCUUCACCACAGCACCUCAGGCAGCCAGUCCUGCCCUCCUGGGUGGGACAGAGCAGGAGCAAAGCUGUGGCAGCGUUCUGUGGGGCUGAGCCGUUGGUGUUCGCUGCCAGCGCCGUGGGGAUCAAUGUUUACGUUCUGUGAUUAGCACUGAGCCGCCAGCGCUUGGGCCAUGCAGGGUGGCUUCCUGCAGAGCCAUGGCUCAGCUGGUGCUGCUGCUUGGGAAGCAGAUGCCAUGCUGCUCAGGAAUGUCAUCGUGGAGGCAUGAGCAGUUUGAGCCUCUGAUCUCCCAAGGGUGGUGUUGCUUCAACAGAACACAGGACUCUGUUGGAGUAACGGGCUUGUCUUGUUCUGGUUUAUGCUGAAAGAAUUAAACAGGGGAUACUAAAGUAAUGGAUGGUGCAUCAAGCAGCCAGAAGGCCAAAUAACUGCCACAGAGACACCUAAGUCCUCCAGUACAGCCUCGCUGGGGCCUGUGGCCUACACACUGAGAGCUGUUUGACGUGUCUCCACUGCCAGACUGCAGCUUCCACGCCGAGGCAGACUUGAAUUCCUCCAGUGCCAGAGCCUCCUGCACUCCUGCCAUCCCUCCUGGCUUUGGCACAAAGAAGUCUUCCAUCACCCUUCAUACCUGUGCCUGUUACACUGUCAAGGAGCCAGAAGCUGGGCCUCCUGUGCUCCAUUUCUGGCUCCAUUCUUGGUCUCUACUCACAGCCCUGUCAGCAAAAAGGAACGCAAAGCUGCUUCCUGCCCUUGCUCAGGUGGAGCAGGAGGCUCUCACAUGUAUGAAGGGGUGACAUUUUCCUUGUAAAGCUUAGAAUCAAGUCUACAAAGAAUAAAAAGCAAUGGCAGUGUGCCUGGGAAGGGAGCACUGGCCUUUUAUGCAUCUUGUUGGACAAAGAACUUUGUUCCCAUUUCUGUAUGUGAUGCUCAUCGGUCAGUGGAAAAGUCUGUCUUGUGAAAUCUUCCUAUUUGUGUGUCUUUCCUACCAGCUGUGAAGGGGAUUGACCUUGAAAUCUGGGUCACCAGCACAUUUAGAGGUGUGGCUGAAGCCAGAGAGUGGUCACAUGAACACGGUAAUACCAUAAAUACAACUUGGCCUGUUAUGUCCAUACUGGAGAGAGGACUGAAAGGAGGAGUGGAGGUGAGGUGGAUGGAGAGCUGCUGAAUGACAGAGCCCAGAGGGUGGGGAUCAAUGGCACAGAGUGGAGUUGGAGGCCUGUGGCCAGUGGAGUUCCACAGGGAUGGGUUCUGGGGCCAGUCUGGUUCAACAUCUUCAUCAACCACCUGGGUGAGGGGACAGAGGGACCCUCAGCAAGUUCCCUGCUGGCACCAAACUGGGAGCACUGGCUGAUGCACCAGAGGCUGUGCUGCCAGUCAGUGAGAGCUGGGCAGGCUGAGAGUUGGGCACAGAGGAACCUGCUGAGGUUCAACAAGGGCAAGGGCAGAGUCCUGCAGCUGGGGAGGAACAACCCCCUGGGCCAGGCCAGGCUGGGGGUGACCUGCUGGAGAGCAGCUCUGCAGAGACAGACCUGGCAGUGCUGGCUGAUAAUAAACUGCCCAUGAGCAGCAACGUGGCCUCGUGGGCAAGAAGCCAAUGGCAGCCUGGAGCAUCCAGCAGAGUGUGGGCAGCAGGGCCAGGGAGCUUCUGCUCCCCCUCUGCUCUGCCACAUCUGCUGAGGCCUCAUCUGGAGUCCUGUGUCCAGUUGUGGGCUCCCCAGCUGCAGAGGGACAGGGAAGUGCUGCAGAGAGGCCAGUGCAGGGCCAGCAAGAUGCUCAGGGCACUGGAGCAUCUUCCUUGUGAGGAAAGGCUGCGGGACCUGGGGCUGUUUAGUCUGAAGAGGAAACUAGAGGACACGUUAUCAACAUUUACCUAAAAGGUGGAUGUGAAGAGAUUGACCAGUGAGAGGACAAGGGAUAAUGGACAAGAGCUGGAACACAAAAAGUUCUCCUUAAACACAAGGAGAAACUUGUUUGGUGCUGAGGUGAGGGAGCCCUGGCCCAGGCUGCCCAGGGAGGGUGUGGAGGCUCCUUCCUUGGGGGGCUUCAAGACCCACCUGGACACGUUCCUGUGUGACCUGAUCUAGGUGGGAGCUGCUUCUGCAGGAGGUUGGGCUGGAUCAGCUCUAAAGGUCCCUUCCAACCCCACCAUGCUGGGAUUCUGUGAUCAUGAGACAUUACAUUUGUCCCCAGUAAUAAAAGGUAUUUAAAAUCCACUUUCAGUGUGUAACCACAAGUGAGAGAGUUACUCAGCCUGCUGCUGCUGCAAGACCAUAGUAUAGAAAUCACUUAAUUUUCCAUUUUCCAUCUUUUAGCAGAUGUCACCUCAUACAGUUGGGGAUAUUUCAUUUUGCUGAGCAGCUGAUGUAAUGUCACUGUCCUGCUGUUUAACACAGGUUGCUUUGUCUUAGCAGAGCAUCAAAAGCCUGUUGGGAAGCUACCUGAGCAAUUAACUAGCAGCUCUGCUGAGUGUUUGUAAUAGAAAUCAAGGUAACAGUGAGACUCAGUGGGAGUCCUGCUGCCAGUGGGAGUCCUGCUGCCAUUGAGGUCUAAUCCUGGCUUUCUGUCUGGCUGCAUUCCUGACUAUGCUAAUCAACAGUGGGAUUCACUGCACCUUGUUUUAGGUGCUUCAGGGCCAUGUGGCACCAUCUGAGCUGGUCUCCUAGGUGUCAUUUAUGGUCAAAAGCUAGUUUUGAUCUGUUUCUGAGAAACACCCACCUCUCAAAGCAGCUCCCCACAGCAGGUGGGUGAGUUCCAUUCUGUUGCACCAGCUCAGGGGUAGCUGACCACCUUGCACAUGUCUGAGGUGAGGAGAGAUGGAUCCCACCCCAUGAUGUGCCUUCUUCUCCAGCUCUCUGCCAGCAAUGUGAGGGUUUGCAUCCCAUGUGCCCCUCUGGCAGGACUCAGACCUUUGGUGCUACUCCUCAGGAUUCAGCCUCUUCAGAUCCUGCACCCUUCCAUGCUCUGGUGGAGUGGGAGUGAGCACGUGGGACUGUCAGCAUCUGGGAGGCUCUGGUCCUUGGGUAACCAUCUUUUCCAUACCAGGGACACUCCUCCUGCAGCACUUUGCCAGUGUUGGGUGUGUGCCCUGAGCAGGAGCAGCAGAUGGAGCAGGGACAUGUCCCAGUACAGGUCCCCAGGGCAGGCUGGGGGUGGGAGCUCUGGGGACAACAGGGUGUCACAGCCUGUGCUGUGCAGAGAGCAGUGCAGAGCCAGGCUGGGGAAUGGAGCUGCUUGCAGAGGGAAUGUCUCAGGAUUUGCUCAUCAUUAGGCUGUUCUCCCCAUUGAACUCUCUGCAGUUUGGCUUUUUCUCUGGGUGUUUUUGGUCGCAGCUUUUCUCUUGUGGAGUUUUGCAAACUCUCCCUUGUCACUGCAGCUGCGUUCUGGACGAUGUGAUGGCUUCCAGAAGGUGUGUGGGCAGUGCGGGGGAGCAGAGCUGCUGCUGCCCUGCAGUUGGGAUGCCACAGCUCAGCUGGCUUUUCCUUUGAACACCUGAAAGUUCACCUUGUUUUCCCUUCCUGCCACACCCAGAGAGUUGGAAAUGGGGAUGAGGUGUAAGAUGCGAGAGAGGGAAAUAUUCCUUUUGUAUCUUAACACCAGAUUCAUUCAGAUGUUUGCUUUUAAUUCAACUUAGGUAUUUCAGCUUGAACAAGGACUUCCAUUAAUGUAACACAAUGAUGUGUAAUCUUACCAUGUAACCUUUGCCAUAAAGAUGGGAUUCCCAUUAAAUUCCUUUUGGAAAAGAA